This is a messenger RNA of Oryzias latipes (Japanese medaka), 2653 nucleotides long. The record is from RefSeq and is a predicted model, not a curated record. Lineage: Eukaryota; Metazoa; Chordata; Actinopteri; Beloniformes; Adrianichthyidae.
GCAAACUCUGACGUAGAGAGGCGCAACUCCUGCUUGGACGGACACCAGGCGGCCGAGGAGGACGCAGCGCGGACAGCAGCGGAGGCGCAACGGGCCGCCCUCUCUGGACACCUGCGGAGGGCGCACACCGUCGGUGCGGCACAUCCGGAGCCCUGCGCGCACGCGACGGAGCAUCUGUCCGCGUUUCCUCGGCGGUAGAAACGGCACCGAUAACAGAGUUCUCGUGAGAAGCAGCUGGUUAUUGGGAAAAAGGAUCCUAUUUCAUCAUGUCAUGCAACCAAAGAGACUCCGCAGAGGCCAAGAAGAACGACGUCAGGCUGAAUGGCAAGAAGUGCUCGUGGGCGUCUUACAUGACCAACUCUCCCACCAUGAUCGUGAUGAUCGGCCUGCCCGCCAGAGGAAAGACCUACAUGUCGAAAAAGCUCACGCGUUACCUCAACUGGAUAGGAGUCCCAACCAAAGUUUUUAAUUUGGGCGUGUACCGCAGGGAGGCGGUCCGAUCCUACAAGUCCUACGACUUUUUCCGCCACGACAACGAGGAGGCCAUGAAAAUCAGGAAGCAGUGUGCUCUGGUGGCUCUGCAGGAUGUGAAGUCCUAUCUAACGGAGGAGGGGGGUCAGAUCGCGGUUUUUGACGCAACAAACACAACAAGAGAACGCCGAGAUCUGAUUCAAGCCUUUGUGAAGGAAAACGCCUUCAAGGUUUUCUUCGUGGAGUCGGUGUGUGACGAUCCAGACGUCAUCGCCGCCAACAUCCUGGAAGUGAAGGUGUCCAGUCCAGAUUACCCAGAAAGACACAGGGAGCGAAUCGUGGAUGACUUCCUGAAACGCAUUGAGUGCUACAAAGUCACCUAUCAGCCUCUAGACCCUGAUGACUAUGACAGAGACUUGUCCUUCAUCAAGGUCAUUAACGUGGGCCGGCGCUUCCUGGUGAACCGAGUGCAGGACUACAUCCAGAGCAAGAUCGUUUACUAUCUCAUGAACAUCCACGUGCACUCGCACUCCAUCUACCUGUGUCGCCACGGGGAGAGCGACUACAACGUGGAGGGACGCAUCGGAGGAGACGCUGAGCUUUCCCCCCGGGGGAGACACUUUUCCCACGCUCUGCGGGAUUUCGUGGAUGAGCACAAGCUCUCGGACCUGAAGGUGUGGACGAGCCAGCUGAGGAGGACCAUCCAGACGGCCGAGGAGCUCGGCGUGCCGUACGAGCAGUGGAAGAUCCUAAACGAAAUUGAUGCUGGUGUGUGUGAGGAGAUGACCUAUGAGAUGAUCCAUCAGACUUUUCCAGAGGAGUUUGCUUUGAGGGACCAGGAUAAAUACCACUAUCGCUACCCGGGAGGAGAGUCAUACCAAGACCUUGUCCAGCGUUUAGAGCCAGUCAUCAUGGAGCUGGAGAGACAAGGCAACGUGUUGGUCAUCUGCCACCAGGCUGUGAUGCGCUGUCUCCUGGCUUACUUCCUGGACAAGAGUGCAGAGGAUCUCCCGUACAUGAAGUGUCCGCUUCACACCGUGCUCAAACUCACGCCUGUCGCGUACGGUUGUAAAGUGGAAAUGUUUUACCUAAACGUUGAAGCCGUGAACACGCACAGAGACCGGCCGAUUCAGGGAUCCUUCAAUCUGCUCUUUUAUAUUCAGCCGUCCCGCCGAGUCUCGCCCUUACCAUUUAACGCCUGCGGUGUUUCGUCUUCCAACCAGGGUAAAAUUCCCAAGGACUCCUCUCUCAUUCAUCGGCGGAAUAGUUACACCCCCUUGUCCAGUCACGACCAGGUCAAGCGCCCCCGGCUCUACAGCGCUGGCAACCAGCCGUGGCUACCGCUGGCCCCCACGCCAUCGGCUCUGAUGCCGGAAGGACUGGAAAGCCAAACUCAGGUUGGAGGAAGCUGUCUGAAGCCCUGUGUGAAGGAAUCACCUAUGAAAGCUCAGAGGAAUCUGGUGGCUUUGUCUGCUUCUGACUAAAGACGUGGUCCUGAAGGUCCUGAAGUCCUUGAGGUCGACCACCAUUUAAAAGAUCUUUGUCUUCACCCCCCCAUUCUAGAUAUCGACAUUAUGAAUGAAAUUAAUGUCUUCUGCCAAACUCUCCAUUUUUGCAUGCUGCAGAAGCUGUGGUUAUGAACACAAACCAGUCAACAAAUGCUGACGACUUUAUUUGUAAGCACUUCAAAUCUACCAAAAAUCAACCAGACUGACUGUAUAUCACAGAAUGUAACACGGAUAUAUUCAUCAGGUUUCACUUUAGCAAAAGAAAGUAGAAGAAAAAGUAUUUUUUAUAGCAGUUGUCUUGACAAAGACUAUAGGUGUGAUUGUUCCAAGACUUUCCCAUGUUCACCUAUAGGCAGGUUGUCCAAAAGGUUUCAUUUUUCUUUACUGCUAGCACCUCUGCAAGACAGCAAAUUUAGUCAUGAAUCAACAGCAACAGGAAAGAAUUUUAGAGCAUUUAUCAACGAGUCCAGUCGAACAAAAAGCACUUGUGUGUUUUUUUCUUUUAACCUUAUCUGUCCGUGCAUGAAAAUAGUUUGACUUUAUGCAUUCGUCUUCUAUAGUAGAGAUCCAAGUUUCAGUUGUUAAACCUCACAUGGUUGAUUGUUUGAAGUCGUUCCGCUCAAAGCAGCCUUCUGUGCCUUUCAAGCGCUCAAUAAAAGUACGUUCAGAAUGAA